AUGGCUGAGGAUACCCCUACUGCCUCGGCACCUGCCCCCGACGCCGCUGAGUCGGUCGAGCGCGCCCCUGCUGAACCCAAGGAAUCCGCGCCAGAGGCAACCAAGGAGAAGGAGGAGACGGCCAAUGGAUCGAAAGAGAAGCCAUCGGGAGAUGCAACUGCCACCGAAGAAAAGAAGGAGUCAGAUGAAAAGUCCACUGAGAAGCCUGAAGAGAGUGCUGCACCUGCAGAGUCAGAGGCUGCCACUGCCCCAGAGGCUAACGGAACCCCUGCGUCGGCUAAGAAAUCCGGAAGCACAAAGCGCAAAUCAACUGGCGCCGUGCCCGAACAUAAAUCCAAAUUGAAUCGGAAAAAGUCGCAGGCUCGCAUGACCAACCUGCACGCGAAGCCAGGCGAGUACUACCUAGCGCGCCUUCGCAGCUACCCACCAUGGCCAUCUAUCAUCUGCGACGAGGAGAUACUCCCUGAGACUCUUUCGGGUACGCGCCCGGUGACCGCUCAGCGCGCCGAUGGCAGCUACAGGGAAGAUUACGCCGAAGGCGGCAAGCGUGCUCACGAGAGGACCUUCCCCGUGAUGUUCCUCGAAACGAAUGAAUUUGCCUGGAUUCCUAACACGGAUUUGACCCCGCUCGAACCCGCCAUCUGCAAGGAAGUGUCGGAGAAGGGCAAGUCGAAGUUGCUUUUGGCCGCAUAUUCCGUGGCUGCUGAUGGCCACGACCUUGAACACUUCAAGAGCCUGUUGGCCGACCACCAGCGUGCGAUCGAGCAGGAAGAAGAAGAGCGGGAGGCCCAGGCGGCGGCAAAGGCAGCUGCUAAGGUUGAAAAGGACGCCAAGAAGAACAAGCGGAAGAGUAUGGAGAUCGUCGAUGACGAAGAUAUUGACAUGGAAGAUGCGGACGAGGAAGCCAAGAAGCCCAAGAGCUCCAAGAAGAGGAAGAAGGAUGCUGAAGCCGACGCGGAGGAGAAGCCUGCUAAGACUCCCAAGACCGGUACCAAGCUCAAGCUGACGACCCCGAAGACUCCCGCCAGUGAGAAGAAGGCUCCUGCUUCGAGCAAGGCCAAGCAGACUGCCAGCAGCAAGAAGUCCAGCAAGGCUGUUGCCAGUGAUGAGGGUGAGGAGAGCACUCCCGCGGCGCCUAAGGAGCCAGAGAAGCAGGUCAAUCCCGAGGAGGCCAAGGCCAAGAAGGAGAAAGAGAUUCUUUUCGUUCGCCAUAAGCUCCAGAAGGGCUUCAUCUCCCGUGAUCAGCCUCCCCAGGAGGAAGAGAUGACAUCAAUGUCAACCUACUUCACUAAGUUGGAAAAUUAUCAAGACCUGGAGGUUUCCAUCAUCCGUUCAACGAAGAUCAACAAGGUUUUGAAGAUGAUUGUCAAGCUUAGCUCCAUUCCUCGGGAUGAAGAAUUCCAAUUCCGUCGCCGUGCUGUGGAUCUCUUGUCUAAGUGGAAAACUGUGCUCGAUGCAGAUACCACUCCAGGCCCUUCAGAGAGAAAGUCCAAGGCCAACGGCAUCCACAAGGAGGAUAGCGUGGAGACCCCUGCUCGUGGAGAAACGGAAGGCGAAAAGGAGGAGGAGUCCAAGCCAACCAAGCCCGAGACCAAGGACGAGGAGAUGACCGAUGCGGAUGCUAAGGAGAAGACUGAGGUUCCUGAUGUAGCAAAGGAGGAAUCUGACAAGACGACCCCCAAGACCGACGAACCAGCCGUUGAAAAGGCCACAGACGACAAGGGUUUUGAGGAGAAGACAACAGAGGAGAAGCCUACCGCAGAGAAAGCAGAGGAAAAGACUGCAGAAGCUUCUGCAUAA
Molecule: messenger RNA, 1800 nt
Organism: Aspergillus bombycis
Lineage: Eukaryota; Fungi; Ascomycota; Eurotiomycetes; Eurotiales; Aspergillaceae
Product: PWWP domain protein
Exons: 5
Coding region: 1-1800 (599 amino acids)
Biological process (GO): anterograde axonal transport
Cellular component (GO): mitochondrion
Source: RefSeq, a predicted model, not a curated record